Chaetura pelagica (chimney swift) is the source of this 998-nucleotide messenger RNA. It is a transcript of the gene JKAMP, whose product is annotated as JNK1/MAPK8-associated membrane protein. Gene Ontology annotation, molecular function: ubiquitin protein ligase binding. Gene Ontology annotation, cellular component: membrane. The transcript is spliced from 6 exons. The coding region runs from base 89 to 844 and encodes 251 amino acids. Lineage: Eukaryota; Metazoa; Chordata; Aves; Apodiformes; Apodidae. Gene Ontology annotation, biological process: response to unfolded protein. The record is from RefSeq and is a predicted model, not a curated record.
UCCUAGAGGUCAGAGAACCGACGAGCACAAAAUCUGCCGGGAGUGCACGGGGUCCCCAGACCGCUAUGACUGGCUGUACCUGGGCUUCAUGGCCAUGCUGCCCCUGGUGCUGCACUGGUUCUUCAUCGAGUGGUACUCAGGAAAAAAGAGGUGUGUCUGCCCCUCCUCUUUAAAACAAGAACUUGAAGCUUUAGUCUUGUGUAACAUGGCCGCGCUGCGGACGCUGCUGGUCAGCGCCCCCGCCGGCUCCCUGCGCCUGCGCUCCUGCCGGGUGAAGAAGCUCUCCGACUGGUACACCAUGCUCUACAACCCCAGCCCCGACUACAUCACCACCGUGCACUGCACCCACGAGGCAGUCUAUCCCCUGUACACCAUUGUGUUUAUCUAUUACGCCUUCUGCCUGGUGCUAAUGAUGCUGCUGCGGCCUCUCCUGGUUAAGAAAAUUGCCUGUGGUUUGGGAAAGUCUGAUCGGUUCAAAAGCAUUUAUGCAGCACUCUACUUCUUCCCUAUCCUCACUGUGCUCCAGGCUGUUGGGGGAGGCCUGCUCUAUUAUGCCUUUCCUUACAUCAUACUGGUGCUGUCCUUGGUGACACUGGCUGUGUACAUGUCUGCUUCUGAAGUGGAGUCUUUCAAGGAUCUUCUCGUCAGGAAGAAAAGGCUUGUUGUCCUCUUCAGCCACUGGUUACUUCAUGCCUAUGGAAUCAUCUCCAUCUCCAAACUGGAUAAGCUUGAGCAGGACCUCCCCUUGCUGGCCCUGGUACCUGCACCUGCCCUCUUCUACUUGCUGACAGCCAAGUACACCGAGCCCUCCCGCAUCCUCUCAGAAGGUGGAAAUGGACACUAAAAGGAGCCUGUGCCAACACUGCUGUCCUCCUGGGCUGGGUGAAGCCAUUUCAGUGCUUGUUACACGUUGGAAACUUCUUUUUUUAGAAGAAGUUAUUUAUGUACAAGCCUUCUAGGUGAAAUACCUGAGUCAGACUGUAAAAAGCUGCACUUUG